AUGAAGGCUGGAUUGAAAGCAGACGGACGCAGAUAUAACAAAGAGAUUAUCGAUUUUUUUCAAAUGGAGGACGAAAAGCUGCAACGGUUUAUAAAUACCCAAUCGGACCUGAUAAAUGAUACCUUGAAGCCAAAGAAUCAUUUGUUAGAAUUGCUGCUGGAGGACAGGAAGAAAAAGGAAAUUCAAAUUACAACGCUCCAACAACGCCUUCGGGCUAUGGAAGCUCCUAGACUCCGUCCAAGAGCUCUUAGCUCAACAGCUGUCGUCUCUGUUACCCAGCUCUUCGCACUUCUAGCUCAACCAACUUCUCAAAUGGCCCGCAAUUUCAGCUACGAAGUAACCUUUGGACAUUCCAACAACCACCUAGAAGCCAUCCUCAGCGCAGACAACACAUUUGACCCUCAGGCCCAAGGGCAGGCACAAUAA
This is a messenger RNA of Aspergillus oryzae RIB40, 426 nucleotides long. RefSeq lists its product as uncharacterized. Lineage: Eukaryota; Fungi; Ascomycota; Eurotiomycetes; Eurotiales; Aspergillaceae. The record is from RefSeq and is a predicted model, not a curated record. The coding region runs from base 1 to 426 and encodes 141 amino acids. The transcript has 2 exons.